This is a messenger RNA of Papaver somniferum (opium poppy), 1839 nucleotides long. Its product is annotated as putative leucine-rich repeat-containing protein DDB_G0290503. The transcript has 2 exons. The record is from RefSeq and is a predicted model, not a curated record. Gene Ontology annotation, biological process: chloroplast organization. The coding region runs from base 381 to 1682 and encodes 433 amino acids. Gene Ontology annotation, cellular component: chloroplast outer membrane. Lineage: Eukaryota; Viridiplantae; Streptophyta; Magnoliopsida; Ranunculales; Papaveraceae.
AUUUGCCGCAUUCGGUAAAGAUAGCAGAUUCGGCUGGGGUCAUUCCUUCCGGCAAUAAAGUUGCCACGUACGUUAUGCUUCUCAACAGUGCAAUUGAUAAAAAGAAAAAGUGAGGAAAUAAAAUGUAGGCGAACAAAACUGAAUGAACAAGAUUCCCAACAAUACCAAUCUGGGAUGAAAGGAAUAAGUUAGCGUGGGAUGUUUUAGGGAGAUGGUCAAAAAGGAACCAACUUAUAAGUUCACUUCUUCUCCUUGAAGAAAAAGAUUUAGGAAAACCAAGCACAUAGUUUAACUUAACAUUUAAUUCAAUUCAAUUCUAAUAUCAGCUUCCUUAUAUAACUGAAUUCAUAUGAUCAUUAAAUGAGAAAUUACAACUCAAUAUGAAGCCAAUACUACUCAAAGCUGGUAUACCUAUAGCAUUCUCAUUCGCUGGUUUCAUCUUGUCAAUGAUCACAACUAGAAAAAGAAUACAUUCUAAGAGUUCUUCAUCACACACCUCAGAUGAAACAGGUUCUGAUUCUACUAAUUCAGAAGAAGAAGUAGUGACAAAUACCCACCUUCUCAAUCCAUUAGUAAGUUUGCAGAUUCAAGAUAGACCCCGGUUAGAAGAAGAAAUGUUAGGCUUGAAACAUUUGGUUAAUUCAUUUCAGAACCGGGAGUUGGAGCUGGAAAGGCGGUUUAUUCGGUACUGUGGAUUAAAAGAGCAGGAAUUAAAAGUUAGUCAAUUACAGAACUUGUUAGAGUUGGAGCUUGCUCAUGUUGAGUUCUAUAAGUUGAUGGUUGAGUUUAUUGAAUCAGAGAACAAGCGGUUUGGACAUAUGGUUGUUGAGUACCUUAAAAUUGGUGGGAGACUAGAGUCUGCAAAUACGAAAAACUGUUUACUUGAAAUGAAAGUAAAGAAGCUGUUGAGUGCAAGCAAGAAAUAUACUCAUGCUGCAAGCAAGCAGGCACUGAUGCUACGAGCCAAGGAAGCUGAGGUUUCGAGAAAUCAAGAAAAGUUGGAACAAAAGGACAAUAUGAUAAACGAUUUGGAAAAUGAAAUUCAGGAGCUAAAACAAAUUCUUGAUCGAUUAGAGGAUGAGAAGAGCACCUUGACAGAAAAACUGGAGUUGGCAGAAUCAGAGAAGAGCACCUUGACUGAGAAAUUAGAGUUGGCAGAAUUAGAGAAGAACAGCUUGACAGCGAAAUCAGAGUUGGCAGAAAUCUGUGCCUCAUCAAUCCCAAAGAUUGCGGAGGUGUCAACUGCAGAACAUCAAGAGGACCAAUUGUUAACUGAACUAGAACAACUUCGUAACCUAGGAUACACUUGUUCAACGAAGAAUCAAGAACAGGAAAGCCAUGAACAAGAGGAUAAACAUAAUCCAUUAGAAUUGAACUUCAAACAGAAAUAUGAAGAGAAUGAUCAUCACCCAGGUUAUGAUUCCGACAAUUAUUCUAUAGAUACUACAAAUGAUGAGUCAUGUACACAUAUAACCACUGAUAUGAAUUACCAAAGAAAACCAAAACUACUGAAGAAGUUGAAACGAUGGAUGAUAGGGCAUGAGAAAACAAGCAAAGGAUACUCGCCAACAUGUAAUGAAGAAGGAGAAGAUUAUCAAAAUAAAUGUUUUGGUCGACAUUCUGUUUCAUACGAAGCUAAUGAGCAACUUGUUGCUGGGAAGAAAUCUAGCUCGAGUUUAUAAAAUACAUGGAUUUUCUUUCAAUUGUAAAUCUUGCUAAUAAAACUGUAAAUUUCUUAUACUUGGCGUGUGUAAAUGUGUUAUUAUAGUUCAUGAACUUCAAGCUUCUUAUUAUCUAGCUGAUGGUCUGAACUACAUAUAGAUUUUCAAUAAAGAGACA